AUGUCCAAUGUAGUCGCCGGAUCGUCAUUGAAACCCGCGCGGACAGGGAAGCCUGGUGCACUGACUGAGGUCCACAACAGUAACACGGUCUGGCUUUCUAACGGCAACAUUGUGGUGCUGGCCGGCAACGUUGCCUUCCGUGUGCACAAGAGCACGUUGGCCCUACGGUCAUCAGUUUUCCAGGUUAUAUUCUCUCUUCCGGCUGCCCCGGAUGCCCUCGCCGAGGACAUCGAAGGAUGCCCCGUCCUCCACGCCAGCGACUCGUCCGAUGACAUUGGUCGUCUCUUCAAGAUCCUUUGCUGUGGAAAGAAUUACUACUAUAGGCAAGACGAGCUCGUCGUUGUCGAGCUGGGGGUCCUCGUUUCACUCAUACGGAUGGUGCACAAGUACGAUUUCAAAGACGUCCUCGACGACGCGCUCUCACGCCUCAAGAAGUACCUUCCGAAGAGCAUCUCCGCGUGGCAGGACACCGCUGCUCGCACGCGCUACGUUUUCAGCAGCUCCAUAAGAGAUAUCAUGGAUGUCAUACCGCUCGUUCGCCUCACCAAUACCCUAUCGUGCCCCACCAGUCUUAUUCUUAUGCGCGUUGAGUGCAGAGAGCCUCUGUAUACACCCCACUGA
Dichomitus squalens LYAD-421 SS1 is the source of this 621-nucleotide messenger RNA. RefSeq lists its product as uncharacterized. Bases 1 to 621 code for a protein of 206 amino acids. Gene Ontology annotation, molecular function: protein binding. Lineage: Eukaryota; Fungi; Basidiomycota; Agaricomycetes; Polyporales; Polyporaceae. The record is from RefSeq and is a predicted model, not a curated record. The transcript is spliced from 2 exons.